This is a messenger RNA of Brienomyrus brachyistius, 2770 nucleotides long. RefSeq names its product YY1 transcription factor a (gene yy1a). Gene Ontology annotation, biological process: regulation of transcription by RNA polymerase II. Gene Ontology annotation, molecular function: DNA-binding transcription factor activity, RNA polymerase II-specific; RNA polymerase II cis-regulatory region sequence-specific DNA binding. Gene Ontology annotation, cellular component: PcG protein complex; transcription regulator complex. The transcript is spliced from 5 exons. The record is from RefSeq and is a predicted model, not a curated record. Bases 136 to 1239 code for a protein of 367 amino acids. Lineage: Eukaryota; Metazoa; Chordata; Actinopteri; Osteoglossiformes; Mormyridae.
AUAGUGGCGACGAGAGUUGAUGUGGGACGGAGUUAGUUUGUGUUGUCGAAGAAGGAGGAAGGGAAAGAGAUCAGAGAGAGGGGGGGGGUCGGCAAUAGAACAGUGCGAGUGUGAGAGCAAUCGGGGGAAUCCAAUAUGGCAUCGGGCGACACGCUCUACAUCGAAACAGACGGCUCAGAGAUGCCGGCUGAGAUAGUCGAACUCCACGAAAUAGAAGUGGAGACCAUACCGGUGGAGACCAUCGAGACGACGGUGGUCGGUGGAGACGAUGACGACGAGCACCACCAGCCCAUGAUCGCCCUACAGCCGCUAGUCACAGACGAUCCGAACCAGGUUCACCAUCACCAAGAGGUGAUCUUAGUGCAGACACGGGAAGAGGUAGUCGGUGGAGACGACUCAGACCUCCGUGCGGAUGACGGUUUCGAGGACCAAAUCCUUAUACCCGUCCCGGUCCCUGCAGCCGAGGAGGAAUAUAUCGAGCAGACUCUGGUUACCGUAGCCGGGAAGAGCUCUUCGGCGGGCAGAAUGAAGAAAGGGGGAGGCGGCAGUGGGAAGAAAGCGGGUAAAAAAAGCUACCUUAGUGCAGCAGAGGCCAGCGGAAGAAAAUGGGAACAGAAACAAGUGCAAAUAAAGACUCUGGAAGGGGAGUUUUCAGUUACAAUGUGGGCAUCAGAUGACAAAAAGGACAUUGACCAUGAGACUGUGGUGGAGGAGCAGAUAAUUGGGGAGAACUCCCCCCCGGAUUACUCCGAGUACAUGACAGGGAAGAAGCUCCCCCCAGGUGGCAUCCCCGGCAUCGACCUCUCAGACCCCAAACAGCUGGCAGAGUUUGCCAGGAUGAAGCCACGGAAAAUAAAGGAGGACGACGCACCUCGUACGAUAGCGUGCCCCCACAAGGGAUGUACGAAGAUGUUCAGGGACAACUCGGCAAUGAGGAAGCACUUGCACACCCACGGGCCACGUGUCCACGUGUGUGCAGAAUGCGGCAAAGCCUUCGUGGAGAGCUCAAAGCUGAAGCGACACCAGCUUGUUCACACCGGCGAGAAGCCUUUCCAGUGUACGUUUGAGGGCUGUGGAAAGAGGUUUUCCCUGGACUUUAACUUGCGCACCCAUGUGCGGAUCCACACCGGAGAUCGCCCCUACGUCUGCCCCUUCGACGGCUGCAAUAAGAAGUUCGCCCAGUCCACCAACCUGAAGUCCCACAUCCUAACACACGCUAAAGCCAAAAACAACCAGUGAGCCAGCCGGGGCGAUGGCCAGGAGUGGAAGGAGCAGGUGGCCAAGGCUCGUCGAACCCUGUACACAGCAGCAUCUUAACGCAAGUGUUCAGAAAAAAAGUCUGAAAUCCCCUUUGUACAUUGUUUCUAGGAAAAAAAAAAAGUUUUAAAGAAAUUUACCUUAAAGACUUUUUGAUAAGUAUGGAAAUGGGAAAAAUGAACAGUAGAGAUUAAGCUAACCUUCCCAUUUAGCUCUGAGAAGCAACGUUGCUGGUGUUCGUCAAAACCCACCGCUUCUGGUUACCUAUUCACCAUGGUGAUGGACUCCGCACCUAUACCCAGAUGGUUACACCUCCCAAAGAAAUCAAUUGGUCACCCCUUUGCAUAGAAAGAUCAUUUCUUUUUAAUUUAGUUUUUUUUCCCAAGUGUGCAUAUUGUACACUUAUUUUUGGGAUAUGCUUAGUGAUGCUAUGUGUGAUUUAUUUUUUCCCUGAAAAGAUUGAAAUCUGCUUGUGAUGGUUCUUCUUGGAAGAAAAUUGGCAGUUACUGUACUACAUGCAUACUUUGAGAGUUUUUUUUUCUUCCCUGUAAAAAGUUAGUUUUAUUAUUUUUUUUCCUUUGGGUGUAUUCUUUACCGUUAACUCAUUUUUGUAUAAUUGUAUCGUACAGCCGUAUUGAAAUCAUGUAGACUUAAUAGCAAUGUGAUUUAGAUAGUGUUAACCGAUUAAAAACCAUUUUAGUCACGACACUUUUAUUUCUCCUGCUGUACUGCCAGAUGCAAAAAAUUGAAGUGUAUGUUUCCCUCCCCCUCCACUGCAAAGCCUGUCCUUUGUUACACAUCACAAGAAAACAAACGUGGUGCUCCGCUGCAUUGUUAGAAUGUAUUGUACAGGCAGCAUUAAUUAACCCGUGUUAAUAUGUACAUCCCGUGUAUUUCAGCGACCAGCAAUAAAACGAUGGUCCUAAAAGCGCUUAUUAGAAGUUUACAUUUUAGACGAUGCCUAUUCUUUUAUGGUUAAGAAAAACAGAAAAUCCCAGAUACAGAUAUGUGAUGGACGAGGUAACUUUUUUUUUUAUGCCGUUUCAAUGUGCAGUUUGUUGUGAUGUUCUUGCUGCCCUAGUUUGAAAAUGUUGGUAAAUAAAAAGGGACUGUUCCAUUGUUACAGAUGAAAAUUAACAAAAAUGGCUGAGUGCUGGCGGGGGGGGGGCGGGGGUCUUUUUUGGAAGCCAAAUGCUGUGGUGUGACCAGGUGCCCUCCCAGCAGGCACACUCAUUCCUGCUCCUUCACUGGGAUUUUCUUUGACCCUGUAGGAUCCCUCCCCUCUUUUUGGGUGCCCAGUGUAGUGGUUUUGGGACUGAAAUGUCACAGGCUUGUCCCUUCAAUGGAAAAGGUCACUCUGUAGGCAGAGAGAUCUGAAGCUUCCCACAGCUCGUAGGUUGGUUUGGGAUUGCGCUGAAAAGCACGCCGUUUGUGAUCCUGUAAUAAUGGGUACAUGGAUGAUUGCUUGAGGCUUAAGUACACACAAUUGGCAAUAAAAUGUUUUCCCAUAGAA